This is a messenger RNA of Protobothrops mucrosquamatus (brown spotted pit viper), 2687 nucleotides long. RefSeq names its product clathrin light chain B (gene CLTB). Lineage: Eukaryota; Metazoa; Chordata; Lepidosauria; Squamata; Viperidae. The coding region runs from base 97 to 735 and encodes 212 amino acids. Gene Ontology annotation, molecular function: structural molecule activity; clathrin heavy chain binding. Gene Ontology annotation, biological process: intracellular protein transport; clathrin coat assembly; clathrin-dependent endocytosis. Gene Ontology annotation, cellular component: plasma membrane; synaptic vesicle membrane; clathrin coat of trans-Golgi network vesicle. The record is from RefSeq and is a predicted model, not a curated record. The transcript has 5 exons.
UCCCGGAGCGUCUCUCGGCCGCCGAGGUUGCGGGCGCUGCUCAACGUGCCCAUUGCGGAGGAAGGCGGGCUUUGAGAGCUGCGGGAAACGGCCGCCAUGGCGGAUGACUUCGGCUUCUUCUCCUCCUCGGAAAGCGGAGCAGCCGAGGCCGCCGAAGAGGACCCGGCCGCUGCCUUCCUGGCUCAGCAGGAGAAUGAGAUUGCGGGGAUCGAGAACGACGAGGGCAUCAGCUGCGCCGAAGGAGCCGCGAGGGGCAGCCAGGAGGCCGCCGGGGAGCCUCGGAUUAAUUUUGAAAACACAGGAGGAACUACUGUGAACGGUGAUGUGUUUCAGGAAUCCAAUGGACCUACAGAUGCCUAUGCAGCCAUUGCCAGAGCUGACCGUUUGACACAGGAGCCUGAGAGCAUUCGCAAAUGGCGAGAGGAACAGAAAAAGAGACUGCAGGAGUUGGAUGCUGCUUCUAAAGUAUUAGAACAGGAAUGGCGUGAAAAGGCCAAGAAGGACUUGGAAGAAUGGAACAUAAGGCAGAAUGAACAAAUGGAGAGGAACCAGGUCAAUAACAGAGCCUCAGAAGAAGCCUUCCUAAAGGAGUCCAAGGAAGAGACGACUGGCACUGAAUGGGAGAAAGUGGCCCAACUCUGUGACUUCAAUCCCAAGAGCAGCAAGCAGUCCAAGGAUGUCUCACGCAUGCGCUCAGUGUUGAUCUCCCUCAAACAGAUCCCUCUGGCCCGCUAGCCUAGCUGAAAAGAGGCUGGGGCUGGAGUGAGGGUGCUGGUGGCUCUUUUGCCAGCCAGCUUAGCAGCAACAUCACCACAGGCUUAGAAGGCCACCAACAUGGGGGAACAAACAAAAGCAUCCCGCCCCUGCCUCUUUCUCUCUUCUCAGUAUGUUCCUGCCACUUCAAUUGGGUGGCUGCCUGUAUCCCUCCCCUUGAAUUUACUUUGCUUAAAGGGUGCACUGAUAUCUUUUUACACAUAUUUAUUAAUGGUGUGGUCCUUGGGCAACUGCUCUCUUCCCUGCUGCCUUCAGGAAAGGUCACUUUCAGUAUUGGGUGAUUCAGUUUCCCACUCCCCUAAUGUUGCCUCUAUCUUCUCCCCUCAGACCUGGCUGGUUUAAUAGGUUAAACUUCAUUCCUCUCUCCAGUCAUUUGUACUUAACCUGGGCGGGGGGCAGUGCUAAAACUGAGCUUAGGGCUGGGCACAAAAUUCUAGUCCCAGUUCUGUUGCUGUUCUUUUUCUUUUUUUUUUUUAACCAGAGUGAUGAGCAUGAUUCUCAGGAAUGGCCAGCCAUUAGAAGAUUGGGACUCCGUUGUGUUUCCCACUUGUGCUGGACAUUGCAGGCACAGUCAGAUUGAAGAAAUCUCUUAAAAAUGAGUGCUUCAAGAGGAAAUGUGCAGAAGAGAGAGAGAGAUAAUGGACAACUGAAGUAAUAAUAGAUGUGUUUGCUAAAUUUUUAAUGGCAAACCUAAAAAUGAGAUUUGUAUGAAUCUGAAAGCUACAAUCCAACCUGAAACCACUGCACAAAGAAUUGCUUGCACUGAAGAGAAUGCUAUUUCUCUUUUUGAGAUAAUCUUUAGGCUUAGUUGAUGUCUAGGAAGAAUAUAGAAGAUAUACAAGCAGCUUCCUUCACUUUCACUCCUCUCUUCAAAGGUUAUUCCAUAUUUGCUUAAGGAUACACUAAAUGUAUAGCUACAAUGUAGAGUUAAACUGGAUGUUAUUGAAAGGUACCUUCUUUGGAUCUUUUCCACUGAGAUAGCUGUAGAUUUAAACAAACAGAAGCCAAUUCUUCUGGUUUUGCUCACAUAACUAAUACACACAGCUAAAUACUAUGUUUUAUGUUCACAUUUUCUUGGCAUUUAGUGCCAUAACAUACAGUGAUACUUACUCUCAUGUGAAUAUGUUUAAGGUUUCAGAUAUAGAUAUGCCACUAUUGUUCCAGAAGACAUUUGCCCUUUCAGUUUUUAGGGGCUUUGCAUCAGCAACUCAUGUCCUUGCUACUAUGAUGUUUUCCAUUCCAGAUUCCUAGAGGAAGUUUUGUAUCAGCAGCAAUGUCAGACGAUGAAAGUUUUUCCUACCCUUUCUUCCGUUCCAUACUACUAGCUCCGAUCUGCAAUCUCUUUUGCUGUAAUUAAAAAAGAGUCAACAAUUCUAAUUUCCCUUUGGGUGUACAUUUUACUAGAAAGGGGGGCUUGGCUCCUUUAGUGAAAUUCAGAAGUGUAAGACUGUAAGAUUAGUUUUUGAAAAUGUGGUUUUAGAAAUACUGGGCAUGUUACUUCACCUUAGCUGUUGUGUAGCAGGAUUGAAAUACAUUCAUGAAAAUAUAGCUGUACAUACAGCACACACAGUUGUGUAAUGUUCACUACAUAAGUUAGCAUAGGUUUGCAUAUACAUUUUACUUGUAAAAAGUCCCAAUGGAGUAAAUUCAAUAUGUGAUUUUUACAUAGUAAAACAUUUUCAAAAUCCACAAUACAUUGAAAUUACUAGCCCAGGGAAGACACCUUUUUUUCUCUAAUUUGAUAACUUUGGUAUUUUUCAUAUGUGGGUUAUAUAAUAUCAGAAAGUGCUAUGUUAGAAAUAAUCCUUUGAAGAUCUGACAAUGUUCCCCAAAGGGGUUUGGGAGGACCAUAUCAUUUGGAGGUAGUACCAUCAGAGGUUGCUCUUUUAAAUAAAGCUUGUGCUUUUUAUUAC